AUGGCGUCGGAGAAGAAGCUAUCGAACCCGAUGAGGGAUAUCAAAGUGCAGAAGCUGGUUCUUAACAUCUCUGUCGGAGAGAGUGGAGAUCGUCUCACCAGAGCUUCUAAGGUGUUGGAACAGUUGAGUGGACAGACUCCUGUUUUUUCCAAAGCAAGAUACACUGUUCGUUCUUUCGGUAUCAGACGUAACGAGAAGAUUGCUUGCUAUGUUACCGUCAGGGGAGAUAAGGCAAUGCAACUCCUUGAAAGUGGACUCAAGGUUAAAGAGUAUGAACUCUUGAGAAGAAACUUUAGCGACACUGGUUGCUUCGGUUUCGGUAUUCAGGAGCACAUUGAUUUGGGUAUCAAGUAUGACCCAUCUACCGGAAUCUACGGUAUGGACUUCUAUGUUGUUCUUGAGCGUCCAGGUUACCGUGUGGCACGUCGCAGAAGAUGCAAGGCUCGUGUUGGAAUCCAGCACAGAGUCACCAAAGAUGAUGCCAUGAAAUGGUUCCAAGUUAAAUACGAAGGAGUCAUUCUCAACAAGUCUCAGAACAUUACUGGCUAAAAAAAAACAUUAGUCUUAAUUCACAAACAGAGAUCCAUAGUCGUAUGUUUGUUUGUUUUUCUCUGGUCGAAUUGUGUGUUUUCUCAGUUUUGUUUUACUUCGUUAUCCAGACAUUUGAAUAUCAUUGCUUAUCUAUAAUGUUUCAUGGAUUAGAUUUUGGUUUAACGCUUAAAACUACGUGAAAUUAUUUAUCUAACGCCAAAACGCGUUUUUACUUGCA
Messenger RNA from Eruca vesicaria subsp. sativa (arugula), 769 nucleotides. The record is from the annotation of a GenBank genome assembly. Lineage: Eukaryota; Viridiplantae; Streptophyta; Magnoliopsida; Brassicales; Brassicaceae.